AUGAGCUGGAAAGGAUUUCAACGCGGGGUUGUGCGUGCACCCCAGCAAUUUCGCCAAAAGAUGAACAUGGGCCAUAUCACCAAGGAUGAAGUGUACAUUGACGCAGAGAGGCGAUUCACUGCGAUUGAGAACUCGACCAAGCGCCUCCACGAGGAAUCUAAGCGGUACUGGAAGGGAAUCCAGGGCAUGCUAGAUCACCAGAUCGAGUUUUCGAAGGCAAUUGAAGAGAUCUACAAGCCGAUUUCUGGCCGACAGAGCGACCCCAACUCGACCAAGCCCGAGGGCAACCCUGAGGGUAUCGAGGCCUGCCAGCAGUACCGUCAACUCGUAACAGAGCUUCAAGAGAUCCUCAAACCGGAGCUGGAGCUGAUUGAGACCAAGAUUCUCCAGCCCGCCGAUGAGCUGCUUGAGUUGACCAAAGGUAUCAAGAAGAUGCUAACCAAGCGGGCCCACAAGCAGCUGGAUCUCGAUCGAUACACGCUGUCGGUCAAGAAGCUGCAGGACAAGAAAGAGCGCUCUGUGAAGGAAGAGGAGAAACUGUAUAAAGCAGAGAAUGAUUUGGAAAUGGCCACCCAGGAAUACGAAUAUUACAAUGAGCUUCUUAAAGACGAGUUGCCCAAACUUUUCGGCCUUGAAGCUGAUUUCAUUCGCCCUCUUUUCCAGUCUCUUUACUACAUGCAACUGAACAUUUUCUAUACUCUAUUCAAUCGGAUGGAAGAAAUGAAGAUUUCCUAUUUUGACCUGAACGCGGAAAUCGUCGAGCAGUUCGAACGUAAGCGUGGUGAUGUUAAGGAGCGUACCGAAGAGAUUGAUUUGACCCAUUUCAGAGUUGGACACCAAAAGUACAAGCUUGAACAAACUAAACGGCGAUUCGGGAAAGACACUGCUUCUCAGGAUGGAGCCCCUCCUACCUCCCCGGUGUCUGCAGCCUCCGGGACUCCUCCGGUUUAUGCAGCAUCUCCUGUCGGAGCUGGGCAACCGGUUCCGCCGGCUCAACCAGCGUAUGGACAACCGGCGUACGGACAACCGGCGUACGGACAGCCAGGAUACGGGCAACCGGCGUAUGGGCAACCAGCUUACGGUCAGCCUGUUUCCCAACCUUAUGCGCAACCAGCAUACGGGCAGCCCCCCGUGGCCUAUGCGCAGCAGCCUGCUACUACUACGAAUGGGUAUCCCUUGGAGAAGCAGGAAUAUGCGCCGGUGGGUGCGGCUGCUCCCGCGGCGGUACCUGCCCCAGCAGCAGCAGCAGCAGCAGCAGCUGCCGCACCCGCUGUCGAGUAUUGCACAGCAUUAUAUGAUUACACGGCACAGGCUGCGGGCGACUUGUCGUUCCGUGCUGGAGAUAAAAUCCAGGUCCUUCAGCGCACUGAUGCCAAUGGUUGGUGGACAGGAGUUUUGAACGGGCAGCAAGGCAUUUUCCCAGGAAACUACGUGAGUUUGAGUUAG
Molecule: messenger RNA, 1446 nt
Organism: Wickerhamiella sorbophila
Lineage: Eukaryota; Fungi; Ascomycota; Dipodascomycetes; Dipodascales; Trichomonascaceae
Exons: 1
Coding region: 1-1446 (481 amino acids)
Biological process (GO): endocytosis; actin cortical patch localization; plasma membrane tubulation
Cellular component (GO): mating projection tip; actin cortical patch; medial cortex
Molecular function (GO): lipid binding; protein binding
Source: RefSeq, a predicted model, not a curated record